AUGCCAUCCUGGAACGACUUCUUUGGGGUUCAUACUCCCGUGGCUCCUCCGGCCUUCACCUCUUCUCCCCCAGCCCCUUCCUUGAAGGUUUCUUCCAACGCUCCCCCCGACACUAUUGACUUAGUGGAUGACGAGGAGGUGCUUCCGGGAGAAGGCCAAGGGAAAGGGUGGGACUUCUCGGAGGAAGCCGUUGAGGGUGCGGGAGAGCCUCAAGCCCUUCCGGAGGUAGCAGAGGAGGACGAGGAGGAGCCUGAAGUGGCUCUGAUUCGCAAGCGUAAGGGCAAGAUGGUUGCCCAGGAUGAGCCGAAGAGGCCUCGGAGAGCCGACACUCCUGCCCAUGGCCUAGACGGCGGGGUCUCCCCGAUGGAGGAAAAUCCUGCUCCUCCCCACAUCGAGCUUACCCCGAUUCCGGGGGACGAGGUGAGGCAGGAGCUUCGCAUAGCCAAACACAACUAUGCUAUGGAUGAUUACUCCCGGGGGUAUGCCGAAGUGGAGGCCCUUAGGAGGAUUCUGCGAGCUGAGGUUGAGGCGAGCAUCAACCACCCGGAAUACCAGGAUCCGUGGGACCUUAAUCUGGACCCCUUAUCAGACUGGUUCCGUCGCUUCCUAGGGCCUACCUUGGCUCCCUUUGCCGCGGAGAUGACCGGCGAGUUCGCUUCUCAGCUCACACGUUGCGCGCCCAAGCGGUUUGCCACUUGCGCUUCCCUGAACUCCAUCUUCCAGGUCCAGGACCUCAGCCAUUCUCUCACGGUGCUUGCUGCUGAGGCUGGCCGCCUCUCCAAGAACAUCAUAAACCAUGGCUUCACUCUGUCCGACUUUGGGGACAUGAAUGACGUCAGGAAGGUCCUCCAAGACCUCACAGCGGAGAGCGGAUCUACCGGGAGGCUGGCGAGCGCCGGGAGGUUAUUGUCUUCAUAG
This is a messenger RNA of Cannabis sativa, 918 nucleotides long. RefSeq lists its product as uncharacterized. The record is from RefSeq and is a predicted model, not a curated record. Bases 1 to 918 code for a protein of 305 amino acids. The transcript is spliced from 3 exons. Lineage: Eukaryota; Viridiplantae; Streptophyta; Magnoliopsida; Rosales; Cannabaceae.